UGCAUGCUUUACUUAGGUGUUAGGAGGUGUUCAACAAUUUCACAAGUAGCUGUCAAAGCGCAGCUGCUGCACUUCUGAUCUGGUGGUGCUACGCUGCUCUUCUGUUUUGUAAUUAUGAUGCUAAGAGGCCAAAGUGGUGGAUGGUGUCUUUUCUUCCUGGCUGCUGUCUUUAAAGGUGUCCACCUCCACAUCAGUGACGGCUCCAGCCAGCCUGCUUUGGACUCUGAGCUGCCCUCUAACACUCAGCUCUACCAGCCGAUCCUGCAGCCUUCAGAGGCCACUCCUCAAACAGGUGUAGGAAACUACAUGUACAAAGACCAUGCAGGGAAACCCUGCAUCAGAAUUACCAUGGGAGCAGAAUACAUUGUCAUCGAAAAGAAAACCUGGUAUUUCAGCCUGGACCCAUCCAGAGUGACGAUCAGUGGUCACUGUGGAAAUGAAGAAGCUCUAAUCUCUCUCACACUGCCGGACAAUGCUGCCAGUCUGCAGUUCAAAUUCAAAAAGGAAAAAAACUUUUUCUACGUCACCGAGAUGACUGCUUAUUUGUCUCCUGUGCCUGUCUGCAAAGAUUGUUCCAAUAAGAAUUACUCGGGUUUGUUGGCCGAUGAAAAGCUUUUCAAAACGGCUAACGGCCAAAGCUUCACGUGCAAGUCUGAGAAUCUGCUUCUGAUGUCAUCUGAGCUGAGGAUCAAGCUGGUUCCUGUGCAGAUGCAGGCCUUCAGCCUGCCCCAAGGGCAGUACGGGACAGAGGUGGAGUGUUGGGCUGAUUAUAACAUGAAAAUAAUUCCCAUCAUCAGCGUUGCCGCCGUGGUGUGUCUCACCCUGAUCAUCGCGCUCAGCUUCCUGGUGAUCCGAGAUCGCCGCAGAGUGGGAUAUGAACGGCUGUGAGCUCGAUGUGAAACUGGAAGGGGAUUUAAUCCAUCUCACUAUUUCUCAUGGUCCUUCUCAUAACUUGCAUGUCUUUUUGUCACACAUACCUCUGUUAAUAACACAAGCUGUUUGUCUGAGAU
This is a messenger RNA of Archocentrus centrarchus (flier cichlid), 1010 nucleotides long. RefSeq names its product lysosomal associated membrane protein 3 (gene lamp3). Bases 115 to 888 code for a protein of 257 amino acids. NCBI's taxonomy places the organism in Eukaryota, Metazoa, Chordata, Actinopteri, Cichliformes, Cichlidae. Gene Ontology annotation, cellular component: plasma membrane; lysosomal membrane; late endosome membrane. Gene Ontology annotation, biological process: establishment of protein localization to organelle. The record is from RefSeq and is a predicted model, not a curated record. The transcript has 7 exons.